Messenger RNA from Biomphalaria glabrata, 2446 nucleotides. Its product is annotated as exosome complex component CSL4-like. The transcript has a single exon. Gene Ontology annotation, biological process: RNA processing. The coding region runs from base 202 to 804 and encodes 200 amino acids. Gene Ontology annotation, molecular function: RNA binding. Gene Ontology annotation, cellular component: cytoplasm; nuclear exosome (RNase complex). The record is from RefSeq and is a predicted model, not a curated record. NCBI's taxonomy places the organism in Eukaryota, Metazoa, Mollusca, Gastropoda, Planorbidae.
ACUACAACAUUAGCACGCUUCCGGUUUUAGGCCUUGAGGUGUUUUUUUUCUGAGAAGAGCAAGCAUUGAGAUUCAAGAAAUUCUAAAUCUAAUUUAGAUCACAUCUAGACAUAUUGUGACAUAGAUAUAGAUCUAUAGGAUAUAAACAAACAUCUGGAUCUAUUUCUAAUAUAGAUCUAUAUUGUUUUAUUUUCCUUUCUGAUGGAGGCCUCACGAAUUUGUGUUCCAGGUCAACGGUUAUGUCGCGUUGACGAUAUGCAUGUUCCUGGAAAUGGGACGUAUGCCAGUGAUGGAUUUAUUUACUCAAGUAUUUUGGGUUACUGGAAUGAACGAGUUAACAGUGAGAGCAAGGAAAAAGUGAUUGAUGUUCUUAAUAGUUAUGCUCAAACAGUGAUUCCUUUUAUUAAUGCUAUAGUAACAGCUAGAGUAACAAACAUCAAUCCAAGAUAUUGCAAAUGUGAAAUUCUUACUGUUGGAGACAAACCACUGUCAGAUUUUUACAGAGGCCUUAUAAAAAAAGAGGAUGUUAGGACUACUGAAAAAGAUAGAGUGGAAUUGUAUAAGUGCUUUCGCCCUGGAGACAUCAUUAUUGCUCGUGUUAUAUCAUUAGGAGAUGCACAGUCCUAUAUAUUGAGCACAGCUGAAAAUGAACUUGGAGUAAUUAUAGGCAUGAGUCAAGAUGGAAUAAAAAUGGUUCCAACUAGUUGGUGUAAGAUGCAGUGUCCAAAAACACUCAAUGAAGAAUUUCGGAAAGUGGCUAAAGUGCAGAAAGAAUACAUUAGAAUAGCGGAACACUUCUUUUGAAUACUAUUAAUAUUCUAUGACAUUUUGAAAGUCGUGAUUGGCAUAAAUGUAUGAAAAAUUGAAACUAAAAUUUUAGUAUGAACACUGUAAAUAGAUACAAGAUAUUUAAGAAGAAGAGGAGGUUAUCUAUUAAUAGUGCUUUAAACAUUCAGUUAAAUGUGACUAAUUCUCUGGUAUAUAGACUUUUUAUAGUAAAAGUUGGAAAUAAACAACACCCAUGGAUAUUGUCCCUCUCUAGUAUUAAUUUAGUCAAGAGAUAACUCUUUUUCGGACUGGAUUGGAUUAAGAGUGUUUAUUUUGAAAAUUUGAAAGAAAUCUCUUUUUUAUUUUAGAAAUAUGAAACAAUCUAAGACUGCCUGGACAUGUGGUAUGCACUCUGUAGUAUCGAGUUUGAACCCUCCCCACUGUCCUGCAGAGGUAUGGGCUAGGGUGUAAUAAUCUCUCAAUUCUGAAGAAACGUCCAUAACAUGUAAUACCCAGUGCGUGUACUAAACUUAAAUUUUUGGAUAAACACUUGGAUGGAAAAACAAUUUUUGUAUUACUCCAUAAAUGUUAUUCAUAUUCUGUUCUACUAGAAAAAAAAAUUCUCUACUGCUUAUGUCAUGAUAUAUAUUAAAUAGUACAUUUAUGGUUAUGUUUUAAUGCUGGCAUUUAUAUUGUCUUUUGUGUGGCAAAACACUUAAUUAAAGGAUCACAUUGUUAGAGCUGAUCUUAAAUCUACAAUAUAACCCAUCACACAGAACCUUGUCCAAAAGAUGCAACCAAGCUUUAUCAUGGACACUAUUACAUUUACAAUGAAUAGACAAACAUUGCAGCUAGCUGUCUAUAAAUUGGACAGUACCGGUACUCCGUUGCAAUUUUUUUCUUCUAGAGUGAGAUGCUAAAUCAGUAAGAGUAAAUUCAUUGCAUCCUUCUAGUUCUUAUAUACCACUAUUUCUAUCCUGGUUUUUACUUGAACCUUUGAAUUGGUGACAGAAUCACACCUUUCCUUUUUUAUUAUAUAAAGUGUGUCCUUUUUGUUUAUAAAAGAAAUAUGAAAAUUAUAAAGGGAGAAAAUCAGCAAGUGAAAAGAUAUUGUUAUCUUGCAUUGAUCCCUAGAUUAGUAUUUUAUUAUUUUGAAUUCCAGUAUUUGCUAAUUAUUAAAAAAGCAUGCUUAGGAAUACAAACAUUGAUAUCUUCACUCCCACCCAGAGAUGGGAACUUUUCAUGAAAUUCACUGGACCGAUUAUUUUCAAAGAAUUCAGCAAAUCCUUAUUUGGGUUGCCACAAUGUAUUGGUUCACAAAAAAGUGGUUUAGAAAAUUUCUUGAAAUUUUGCUGAGUCUUUUGCCAUCACUGCUGAGUUAAAGAGGUAUAAUUUGUUUGUAUAAAAGCCACAUUUAAACAAUUGGCAUUUCAUGACUUGAAAAGUUUAAUUUUUAGUAAUCAUUAUCUGUCCCUAAAAUAAUCAUUAAUAAAAAUAUUUGUCUAUAUUAUAUUAUGUACCAGUAACCUUAUUAAUAUUCUUGAUUAAUAAUGAAUAUAAUAAAAAUGUUUCAUUGUAUUAUGUUGAUGUAAAUAAUGAUGGUCCAAUAAGGGAAACAUGAAUCUAUGAAAUGUAAAUUAUUUCUUUUUAAACAUGAAGUAAAGAGAUUACUAUUGGU